AUGGACGAUAACAAUGAUUCUAAUGGCUCCAGUGACUCUGAGGAAUCUGACUUGGAUUCUAAUGCUAUUACAUUAUCUGGGUUUGAUUUUUGGGAGGCUCGAGCACCUAGUGUGGGUGCCGCCAGUGAUCGGAAUCCUGGUCUUCCUGGAAAUUUGCAGCUAGAAGCUGACUUUGACUCGGAGAUGUGUAUGGACCCUCAGCCUAGUUCUAUCCCAAUUCAGAAUUGCGCUCCUGGAGGCACCUCUUUGCUUGAUCACAAUGCUCUUCGUGCAUCUCCUGCCUUUGUGGAUUGUUUUGAAGGGCAUGCGGGUGCACCAAUACAUACUAUACACCCUGAUCUGACUAGAUAUGCGUCAUACGGAGAGAAAGUUGGAAGCAAAGAGAACCGAUGGGCUCCGUUUUCUUCAGAAAUGGAUUGGAAAAUUGCACAGUGGGCCAAAUUGCAAGGGCCUAGUGCGACCGCCUUCAAUGAACUGCUGGAAAUUGGUGGACUUUGCUCGAUGCUAGGCCUUUUGUACAAAAAUUCCAAGGAAUUAAAUCAACUGAUCGACAAAAGCCUUCCUAGAAAGAGACCCACUUUUGAGUGCCGUGAAAUUGAAGUAGAAGGCGAAGUGCUUGAAUACUUUAGUUGCGAUGUUUUGGAAUGUAUUCGUGAGCUGUAUGGCAAUCCAGAACAUGCCCAAUAUCUUGCAUUUGUACCAGAACGUCAUUAUUCGGACGCCAAUCGUACCAUGAGGCUGUACCAUGAAAUAUAUACCGGAAGAUGGUGGUGGAGCACACAGGCAAGUUGUAAUCUUUUCUGCGGCCUAUGA
Messenger RNA from Psilocybe cubensis, 813 nucleotides. RefSeq lists its product as uncharacterized. The record is from RefSeq and is a predicted model, not a curated record. NCBI's taxonomy places the organism in Eukaryota, Fungi, Basidiomycota, Agaricomycetes, Agaricales, Agrocybaceae. Bases 1 to 813 code for a protein of 270 amino acids. The transcript is spliced from 2 exons.